GCGGCGAUCCGCAAGAAGCUGGUGGUGGUGGGCGACGGGGCGUGCGGCAAGACGUGCCUGCUGAUCGUGUUCAGCAAGGACGAGUUCCCCGAGGUGUACGUGCCCACCGUCUUCGAGAACUACGUGGCCGACAUCGAGGUGGACGGCAAGCAGGUGGAGCUGGCGCUGUGGGACACGGCGGGCCAGGAAGACUACGACCGCCUGCGCCCGCUCUCCUACCCGGACACCGACGUGAUCCUCAUGUGCUUCUCGGUGGACAGCCCGGACUCGCUGGAGAACAUCCCGGAGAAGUGGGUGCCCGAGGUGAAGCACUUCUGCCCCAACGUGCCCAUCAUCCUGGUGGCCAACAAGAAGGACCUGCGCAACGACGAGCACGUCCGCAACGAGCUGGCGCGCAUGAAGCAGGAGCCCGUGCGCACCGAGGACGGCCGCGCCAUGGCCAUCCGCAUCCAGGCCUACGACUACCUCGAGUGCUCGGCCAAGACCAAGGAGGGCGUGCGCGAGGUCUUCGAGACGGCCACGCGCGCCGCCCUGCAGAAGCGCUACGGCGCGCAGAGCGGCUGCAUCAACUGCUGCAAGGUGCUAUAGGGGCGGGGCCCCGCGGACGCUGCCCGCCCCCCCCGCC
Messenger RNA from Gavialis gangeticus (Gharial), 625 nucleotides. Its product is annotated as rho-related GTP-binding protein RhoB. The transcript has a single exon. Gene Ontology annotation, molecular function: GTP binding; GTPase activity. The annotation marks the transcript as partial. Gene Ontology annotation, biological process: small GTPase-mediated signal transduction. Lineage: Eukaryota; Metazoa; Chordata; Crocodylia; Gavialidae. The record is from RefSeq and is a predicted model, not a curated record.